AUGGCGACGGCAAGCAGCGAUGCGGCAGCCACUGACCAAAUCCCGGUGCGUACACACGGCUCCUACGGAGAGGCGACCAAUGAUGCCGAAUCGGCCGACGACCUGCUCGCCGCGCUUGGCUACAAGGCCGAACUCGUGCGCACGCGAUCGACAUGGCACGUCGCCUUCAUGUCGUUCGUGCUCGCCUCCAUCCCGUACGGCCUGGGCACGACGCUCUACUACCCGCUGCAAGGCGGCGGUCCUGUUGUCGUCAUCUGGGGCUGGGUCCUCGUCAGUCUGAUCAUCCUGUGCGUCGCCGCGUCGCUGGGUGAGAUCACGUCCGUCUUCCCCACGGCCGGCGGCGUCUACUACCAGACCUACAUGCUCGCCCCCGCCCGCUUCCGCCGUAUCGCCGCCUACAUGUGCGGCUGGGCGUACGUGGUUGGAAACAUCACAAUAACCCUUGCCGUCAACUUUGGCACCACGCUCUUUUUCGUUGCCUGCAUCAAUGUCUUCGAGUCUGAGCCUGGCGUCGGCAUCUGGCAAGCCGAGGUCUACCAGGUCUUCUUGACCUUUGUGGCAGUCACGCUGCUGUGCAACGCUAUUUCGGCCUUUGGCAACAAGAUCUUGCACCACUUAGAUACAUUUGCCAUUUACUGGACCUUUGCCGGCAUCAUCGCCAUCAUGGUGACCAUCCUGGCGGUUGCCAAAAACGGACGCCGCAGUGCCGCCUACGCCUUUGGCGACUUUGAGCCCACGUCUGGGUGGCCCGACGGCUGGUCGUUCAUGGUCGGCCUGCUGCACGCUGCUUACGCCACGUCGUCGACGGGCAUGAUCAUCAGCAUGUGUGAGGAAGUGCGCUCGCCCGCCACCCAGGUGCCCAAGGCCAUGGUCAUAACCAUCGUCAUCAACACCUUUGGCGGCCUGCUGUUUCUCGUGCCCCUCAUGUUCAUCCUGCCCAAUGUCGUCGACCUGACCGCCUUCGCCCAGCCCCUGCCCUAUAUCAUCCUGUAUGCGGUCGGCUCCCCGGGAGGCGCUUUUGCUCUCCUCAUCCCGCUCCUGGUUCUGUCCAUCCUCUGCGGUACCGCUUGCACAACGGCUACUUCGCGCUGCACCUGGGCCUUUGCUCGCGACGGUGCCAUCCCAGGUUCCAAGUGGUGGAGCAAGGUCCACCCGACGAUGGACAUACCUCUGAACGCCAUGAUGCUCACCAUGGUUGUCGAAAUUCUGCUGGGCGUCAUCUAUUUUGGCUCAUCCGCCGCCUUCAAUGCAUUUUCGGGCGUUGGCGUCAUUUGCCUGACACUGUCGUACGCGUCGCCAAUUCUCGUGUCGAUGAUUGAGAGGCGAGCACAGGUCCAAGACUGCAAGUUCCCUCUAGGCAAGUUUGGCUGGUUCUACAACGGUGUUGCCAUUGCCUGGUCGUUUCUCGCCGUGCCCCUGUUCUGCAUGCCGUCUCUCCUCCCCGUCACAGCGUUGACCGUUAACUACGCCCCUGUUGUGUUUGUCGGAUUUUUUACAAUCGCCGGCGUGUGGUACUUUGCCUGGGGCCACAAGAACUAUCGGGGUCCGCCAACCGACACCAUUGGCACCGCUGUUGUGGAUCCAGUGACAGAUAUCGACGCCCUCCCUUCGAAAAAGGUCGAAUGA
Messenger RNA from Lasiosphaeria miniovina, 1626 nucleotides. Its product is annotated as amino acid/polyamine transporter I. Gene Ontology annotation, cellular component: membrane. NCBI's taxonomy places the organism in Eukaryota, Fungi, Ascomycota, Sordariomycetes, Sordariales, Lasiosphaeriaceae. The record is from RefSeq and is a predicted model, not a curated record. Gene Ontology annotation, biological process: transmembrane transport; amino acid transport. The coding region runs from base 1 to 1626 and encodes 541 amino acids. Gene Ontology annotation, molecular function: transmembrane transporter activity. The transcript has 3 exons.